Molecule: messenger RNA, 520 nt
Organism: Oppiella nova
Lineage: Eukaryota; Metazoa; Arthropoda; Arachnida; Sarcoptiformes; Oppiidae
Source: the annotation of a GenBank genome assembly
AUGGCCGAAAACCACACAAUUGUUUUGCCGGUUCUCCUGUUGGAGUCGUAUCUGGUAUGCCAUCAGUCGGCCAGUCGUGGUCCUCGCACUUCAUACCCACACCUACUGCUGAUAGUAGUGAUCGCAUACUUGCUGUGGACUCUAUUCAUCGCUAUGCAAACGGGUCACUGGGUGUACGGCAUACUGGAAGUGCUGAACUGGCCGUCCAGAGGGGCAUUCUUCGCCGGCAGUGCCUCUCUUAUAAUGUCGUUCUUCUACGUGGGCUCGUAUAUCAACACCACAUUCUGGGGCACCGUGCCGACAGCGAAAGCAAAGUCCGAUAAUAAUAGACGAAAAGUGAAAUAAGUUUUGUUUUGAUUUUUUGUUUUUGUUUUUCUUUGAUAUUUUGUUAUAUCGUUUUGAAUUUGAUUAUUAGGUUAUGGUUUUAGCUUUAAUUUAAUACUUAUUGUUAUACUCUUUGUUAACGAAUUAUGCAUUUUUUAAAUGUUAAUUCAGUUCACAAUUAUCUACGAUAUACCGG